Molecule: messenger RNA, 3558 nt
Organism: Recurvomyces mirabilis
Lineage: Eukaryota; Fungi; Ascomycota; Dothideomycetes; Mycosphaerellales; Teratosphaeriaceae
Exons: 2
Coding region: 1-3558 (1185 amino acids)
Biological process (GO): protein import into nucleus; nuclear pore organization
Cellular component (GO): nuclear pore transmembrane ring
Molecular function (GO): structural constituent of nuclear pore
Source: RefSeq, a predicted model, not a curated record
AUGGAUGGCAUUAUGGUGUUGGAAAUGGAGUCGGAAGAGCAGAGCUUAUGGCUGUUUAUGAAGUGGUUGGCGAUAGAUGGGGUCUGGCUUUUUGGCUUGCCAGGACUACGGAUACCAUGGCUGGAAUGGAGCUCUACGACAAUGGUGCUGUUAUUUCUGGGACACGCUAUGGCGGACGGGAUGAUGAUGUUCAGGAUACCUCUGCCGAUUAUGGCUGGUCUGGGUUUGGUCAGUCGGAGUGUGUUGGGUGCAUACGAGACCGCGAUCAACGAGAGGAAUGUCAACCCACGGGCAAUCGAAUUCAACGAAUCUCUUAUCCUGGGUCGACAGAUCAUCCAUAUCCUGCCAGAAGGAACGGCAGUACUGAACUCUGAGAAACAUUCAUACUGCCUGGACAAUUCGAGAUCUGAGAUAAAGCUGCCCAUCACCAUAAAUGCUACGAACCCGAUCAGCAUGGACAUUGUACGGGUCGACUUGGACACACAAGCAAACGAAACCUUACACAUCAGCAAAUCGCAGCUCAAGUCUAUGCACAAGGAGGCGUCUCGUAUGAAGAAUUAUGGUCAGCAUUUACAUGAGCCGAAAACGCUGUAUUACACGAUCAAGAAGCCGGGACUGUAUUCGCUGGCAAAGGUCGUCGAUGAGUCAAAUCUGGAGGUGGCGCGGAGACACAAGGUGCAGACCGUCGUGGUGGCGUGUCCUCGUGUCAGCAUCCUCGAUGCGGCAUCAGACAAAUGCAAAGGUGAAUUGUCAAGCGUUGAAUUCGAGGUUGUCGGUACGCCGCCCUUGCGCGUGAAGUAUCGCAAGCAAGUCAACCAGCAGGCGCAGGAGGCGACAUUCGAGAACAUUCAGCCAGAUGAUUUUGUGUCUCCUUUGGCUGGUGGUGACCGGCAAACAGCAAUGACGCUUUCGAGCAGUGGUGAAGCUGAAUGGGCCAGAUCACGCAAAGUGUUGUUCCCGAUCACGGAAGGUAUGAGCACUGCAGGCGAGUGGACGUAUGCUGUGACGGAAGUUGAGGAUGGUUUCGGCAACAGAGUCAUGUACUCUGACCAUGACCAUGAAAACCGUCGAGCCAAGUCGCCACGCCUGCACCGGCAAAUUACGGUGCACGAGCGGCCAACUGUUCAGCUACAUGGCUGCACACCGCAGCAGCCGAUGAAAGUGGCGCAAGGCAGCUCAGCACGCUUGCCUGUGCAGCUUGGGUCGAGUGGACGAGGUGUCAUUGCUGGCACUCAAUACCAUGUCGACUACGUCUUCAGCCCGCAGAACGAUAUCUCUGCGACUGGCGAGCAUGGUAGUAUAACCCAGCAACGGCGAGAGUCGCUCAAGGAUGCUGGUCAAAGCUUGCUGAUCCAGGAGCCUGGCUUGUACACUGUCACGGGCGUCUCGACCGACUUCUGCAAGGGCGAAGUGUAUGAGCCGGCAUCGUGUCUGUUGCAGAACCCGCCACAACCGCAGCUGGCUAUCAGCAGCGAAGAGAUCUCAGACAAGUGCGCAGGCAGCCCUAUUGGCUUGCGCGUGGCGUUCGAUUUACUAGGAACGCCGCCAUUCGAUGUCAAGUAUACAGUACAGAAACAUCCCGAUCGACACCACAUCACCGAGAUUGAAUAUGUCAACGGACUGCGUGGGCAGAUCGAGCUGACGCCUAAGACUGCUGGCGACUACACAUACGAGUUCGUGGAGGUCAGCGAUGCUGUAUACAAGAAACAACCAUUGAAGGGAAUGAAGAUUCAGCAGAGCGUCAAGCCUGCUGCGUCCGCAAGCUUUGUCCACAGACAAGACAAGAAGGUCGCAUGUAUUGACGAGACUGCUUCUUUUGACGUUCGCCUGGAUGGCGAAGGUCCUUUCACUUUGGAGUACGAGCUUGUGCACAAUGGCAAGCGAGCUCAGUACUCUGUCAAAGACAUAGAGGAGAGGCAGAUCACCUUGAGCACUGAGCAGCUACGUGACGGUGGUGACUAUACACUUGCGCUGGUCAGCGUCACCGAUCGCAUGCAGUGUAAGGAGUUCUUGAAGGAGGAGGCGAAGAUAGCGGUGCGACACCAGAAGCCGAGGGUUGGCUUCGGCCAGAUCGAGGGCCGUCGUACGGUUGAUACUCUGGAAGGCAAGCAGGUCCAGCUACCAUUGCGCUUGGCUGGUGAAGCACCCUGGACCGUCACAUACGUGGACAAGCACAGCCGGCAGCAGAGCAAGACUGUGACAAACCCUAACGAUCGUCUGGCCGUAUCAGAGGAAGGUUUGUAUCAGCUGCUAGAUGUCAAGGACCAAUUCUGUCCUGGCCAAGUCGACGAUCUUGCGAACACGUUCGAAGUGAAUUGGAUAGCACGACCAGAGCUGAGGAUACCUCCUACAGAGGACAGUGAGUGCAAGGGUGACAUUGUCAUCAAGAAUGACAUCUGCGAAGGUACGGAUGAUGCUGUCGAGGUAUUGUUCAAGGGAUCACCACCGUAUCAUGCAACGUACGUUGAGCACGUCAAGCCCGAUCGUGGUGCGAUGGCGCCGAAGAACAAAGAGCUCCGCGCUGCUCUCAAUGUCGCAAACAUGCGGCUCGACACCGCCCAAGCUGGUCUGUACGAGUACAAAUUCAACAAGCUAGAAGAUGCGAACUACGAUCACAACAACAAAUACUUCACGCCUAUCACCGUCCAGCAACGUGUGCAUCCUCGACCAUCUGUCGCUUUCGCCAACCCCGGCAAGACGUACAGCUAUUGCUCAGUCGAGUCAGAUGGUGAAGAGGUCAUCCCAAUCAAUUUUCACGGCGCACCACCUUUCGAUGUCGAAGUUGAGAUCAAGCAUCACAGCACUGGCAAAGCUGAGACUAUUCCGCUCAAUGCCAUCACGACACACACUCACCACCUACGCAUCCCGCAUAGUCGUGUCCAGCUCGGUCGCUCUGCCAUCUCUUUGCGCCGAGUGAGCGAUAGCCGUGGCUGCAGCCGAACUCUGGACAGCACCACCCCUCGCGUCCAGAUCUCGGUCUUCGACGCUCCCUCCAUAUCGCCCCUGGAAGCGCAGACCGACUUCUGCGUCGGCGAUCGCCUGAACUUCGCCUUGUCUGGCGUGGCACCCUUCAACAUCUUCUAUAACUUCGAAGGCGCGAACCGCAAGGCCCAGGCCACGAGUACCACUUUCCGGCGCCUAGCAGAGAAACCCGGUACUUUCACUGUGACGGGCGUCCAGGACAACGCCUCUCAGUGCCGCGCCUCGACGAAUCUGACCGCGCAUAUCCACGCCAUGCCAUCCGUCCGCGUCUCUCACGGCCGAGAGUCUUACGUCGAUAUCCAUGAGGGAGGCGAGACGGAAAUCCUGUUCGAGUUUGGAGGGGUGCCGCCUUUCGAGUUCACCUAUACCCGAUCUUCGAACACGGAGAAGGGUGGGAAGAGGAAGGGCGUUAUUCUGGACAUGAGGCAUGAGGUGUCUGAUGACUAUAGCCUGAGGGUCAAGGCGAGCGAGGAGGGAACAUAUGAGGUUGUGGCUAUCAGGGAUAAGUAUUGUGCUUAUGCUAAGCCUGGCGUCGAGGUCAAUUGGAGAGAGGCGCAGAAGAGGCUGCAAUAUUAG